AUGCUGAGGGAUUUCAAACUCCCACGCCGAAACCCUGGAAAAAACGAAGAACCGGAGAAUGUGGAUCCUUUGGACUCAUCCACCACGGUUCAGAGGCACGCGGAAGGUUCUAGAUCUCCGUUGCACACAAUUCAAGAACCUGAUGCGCAUUGCGUGAGCAAGAUUGAGAGGACUCCUUCGAAGGCCAACAACAAAGCUCGCGGAGGAGCUGAGCUUCGCACGCCGGAUAAGCACGGAGGAGGUAGCAUGCUGUGGAAACACCGGUUCGGCUGGAAUCACAAGAACGACGCGGUUUCCUCGUUCGGUGACGAUAGGAGAGGACCUAGUUUUGGGAAUGUGACUCCUCGCGUCCCUCGCACUGUGGGGAGAGCUUCUUCGAGUGUCACGGCUUGUUCCGAGAGCAACUCCACGCAGAGCACUCCGACUAAGAGUGUGACUAAGCCGCCUCCGAGUUCAAGUGUUCGGAGCAAAGCUGAUGGAGGAGGCUUCAGUGCUCGUUUGGGGAAUUAUGCUGCAUUGUAUAAAGGGGUUCCCAGUUCGGCUUGCCUGACUCCCACGGUUGUGAACACGGUCGAAGUGCCUCACUUUGAUCUCAAGGAAGAUUCUUCGUUUUGGAUUAACCACAAUGUACAGGUUAUUAUUCGUGUUCGUCCUCUCAAUAGCAUGGAGCGAUGUACACAAGGAUACAACAGAUGCCUGAAACAAGAUAGCUCUCAGAGCAUUAGUUGGAUUGGGCAUCAGGAAAACCGGUUCACCUUUGAUCAUGUUGCAUGUGAAACCGUAGACCAGGAAAUGAUUUUCAGAUUGGCUGGUCUUCCAAUGGUAGAGAACUGCCUUUCAGGAUAUAAUAGUUGUAUGUUUGCGUAUGGACAGACAGGAAGUGGGAAAACAUAUACAAUGCUCGGUGAAAUUGAAGAUUUAGAUGUGAAGCCUAGUCCCCAUCGUGGAAUGACUCCACGAAUAUUUGAGUUUUUGUUUGCCAGGAUCCAAGCUGAAGAGGAAAGCCGAAGAGAUGAGAACUUAAAAUACAAUUGCAAGUGUUCUUUCUUGGAGAUUUACAAUGAACAAAUUACCGAUCUACUUGAUCCCUCCUCUACUAAUUUGCUGGGAUCUGCAAAUAGAAAAGUUGCCGCAACAAAUAUGAACAGAGAGAGCAGUAGGUCCCAUAGUGUUUUUACAUGUGUAAUUGAGAGCACAUGGGAAAAGGAUUCUACAACUAAUUAUCGUUUUGCAAGGUUAAACCUGGUUGAUCUUGCUGGCUCUGAAAGACAGAAGACUUCUGGUGCUGAGGGGGAGCGUUUAAAAGAAGCUGCUAACAUCAAUAAAUCAUUAUCUACAUUGGGUCAUGUUAUUAUGAUAUUAGUGGAUGUAGCAAAUGGGAAGCAGAGGCAUAUCCCGUAUAGAGACUCCAGACUAACGUUUCUUCUUCAGGACUCUCUUGGUGGAAACUCCAAAACAAUGAUCAUUGCCAAUGUUAGCCCUUCUAUCUGCUGUGCCACUGAAACAUUGAAUACACUUAAAUUUGCUCAGAGAGCAAAACUUAUUCAGAAUAAUGCUGUGGUGAACGAAGAUUCUACUGGGGAUGUAAUAGCUUUACAACAUCAAAUUCGGCUUUUGAAG
This is a messenger RNA of Sphenostylis stenocarpa, 1620 nucleotides long. The record is from the annotation of a GenBank genome assembly. Lineage: Eukaryota; Viridiplantae; Streptophyta; Magnoliopsida; Fabales; Fabaceae.